AUGGAAUCAGCCAAGUACAGGAGCCCUCCGCAGCCUCCUCCGUGUUUCAAUGGCACGGCCGAGUCGGUCCUCGCCACCAUCAAUGGUGUUUUUGAGCGCCAUCGGGUAAUACUUGACAAAAUCGUUGCCGAGGUCACUCCUGCUACCGCUACAUUCGAGACGGUUAUGAAGCCCAUUCUCUUGAGCGAGAAUGAGGCCGACAAGGUUAAGUGGGUAAAUGGAUUCUAUCAACUGGCAUCUCCCGAUUCUUCACUCCGAGACGCCUCUCGCAAAGUUGAGGAGCUCAUUGACGAGUUUGAUAUCGAAUGCAACACGCGUGAGGACCUAUUUACCCUCAUUGACGCAGCAUACGCCACCCGACACAGCCAAGGUCUAGACGGGGAGAGCCUCCACCUGCUUGAGAAGGAGUGGCAACGCAACGUCCGGAAUGGGCUUCUGCUACCCUCAGGGCCCGAUCGCGAGCGCUUUAGAGCGGUGCAAAAGGAAAUCAGCAGCCUGAGCCUAUCUGCACAAAAGAUUUUGGACGAAGACACUGACGCUGUGUGGUUUCGGCCAGAAGAACUGGAAGGAAUUCCCGAAGAUGAUAUCGAGAUCGCUGGAUUAGAACAGGGCUCCGGUGAAAAUGAGGGCAGAGUCAAAGUGACGUUCAAAUACGACCAUUUGGUCCCGCUCUACACAUAUGCCGUUCACGAGGCUACAAGACAGACAUAUAUGCUUGCAGUGGUUAACAGGGCAAAUGUGAAUGCCCCGUUGUUCCAGAAGAUUAUUGAGUUGCGCGACGAAGCGGCACGCCUGGUUGGUUUCAAGAACCAUGCUGAAUUCAGAAUCAGUGGUCACAUUGCCACUCUUCUCAGCUACAAGAAGAAGGACUGCGAGGAACGCGGCGCUCUAUUUGACGGAAAACUAUAUUUUUGGGACAAACUCUUUUACAGCCGGGUGAGAAGGAGCAAAGAGUUCAGUGUUGACGAGGUGGCGACAUCACAAUACUUUCCUGCAGAGCUGACGUUUAGUGCCAUGCUCAAAGUCUUUGAGGAGUUGUUUGGCUUUGUCUUUGUGCAUCUAAGCGAAGCCGAUCGUGCCAGGAUCAGUCCCACUGGAAAAUCUGAGGACAUUGCAUGGCAUCCAGAUGCGAGCAUUUACAGUGUCUGGGACGACGAUGAAGCUGGUGGCGGAUUCCGUGGCUAUCUCUAUCUCGAUCUACAACCACGCGACAACAAAUACAGCCACGACGCAUGCUUCACUCUGCAAUCCGGCUUCAGGAAUGAGGACGGCAGCGAGUUCUAUCCGUCGACGGUACUCAUCUGCAACCUCCCCAAGCCCAGCGCCGCCAAGCCAGCGCUACUCAAGCACCACGACGUCGUGACCAUUUUCCACGAGCUCGGCCAUGCCAUCCAUACCCUCGCCACCAAGUCGACCUACGCACGGGCGCGAGACGUAGAGGCCGACUUUUUGGAGGCCCCCUCCCAGAUGCUCGAGAACUGGUGCUGGACACCGAGCGUGUUGAAGCGCCUCUCGGGUCGCUGGGACACAGGCGAGCCGAUCCCAGACGAAAUGAUUGCGAGGCUAGUAGCGGCCAAAAACAUGAAUGCGGCGCUUUCAGCGAGGGACAGUGUCCACACUGCGCUAUUCGACAUGGUGAUACACUCUGGCGAGUCGCAGGAGCACGUCAAGGCGAUGAACUGCGCCAAGAUUUGGAACGAGCUGAGAGAAGAGCUUACGGGCCUCCACGGUCCAGAUGGAAUGGGAGUGGAAUGGGGUCAUGGGCAUCUGAUUAUCGAUCACUUCAUCACAGGCUAUGACGCUGGCUACUACGGCUACCUCUUCUCGGAGGUCUUCUCGGCGGACAUGUUUUACUCGGCCUUUAAGCAGAGCCCGAUGAGCAAAUCACAGGGCCGGCGCUAUCGUCACAUUAUUCUGGAACGGGGCGGCACGAUGGAUGAGCUGAAGUAUCUGACCGAGUUUCUGGGUCGCGAGCCAGAUCCAAAGGCAUUCUUUAAAGACAGGGGCAUUGCGUGA
This is a messenger RNA of Akanthomyces muscarius, 2016 nucleotides long. RefSeq lists its product as uncharacterized. The transcript has 4 exons. Bases 1 to 2016 code for a protein of 671 amino acids. Gene Ontology annotation, cellular component: mitochondrial intermembrane space. The record is from RefSeq and is a predicted model, not a curated record. Gene Ontology annotation, molecular function: metalloendopeptidase activity. NCBI's taxonomy places the organism in Eukaryota, Fungi, Ascomycota, Sordariomycetes, Hypocreales, Cordycipitaceae. Gene Ontology annotation, biological process: proteolysis; peptide metabolic process.